Molecule: messenger RNA, 798 nt
Organism: Emiliania huxleyi CCMP1516
Lineage: Eukaryota; Haptophyta; Isochrysidales; Noelaerhabdaceae
Exons: 2
Coding region: 1-798 (265 amino acids)
Source: RefSeq, a predicted model, not a curated record
AUGCGGAUCGCUCGCCGCCGGAUCGCUGCGCGUGCCGCGCAGCGCGCCGUCGCGCAGAUUGACGGCCAGCCCGUGCUCAUCCACAACACGGCGCGGCACUACUACGACUCGAUCGAGCUCGCAGCGGGUGCGACGCGCUCCGGGAGUGGGAUCGGCGAGGUCGGCGACGUGACUGGCUUUCGCGUGUGGGAGUCUGCGCCGCUCGCCAUCGCCCACCUCGAGCGGCGCCGGGCCUCAAUUGUGUGCGGCCGGUCGGUCAUCGAGCUGGGCGCCGGCACGGGCGCCGUGGGCCUCUCUGCUGCGGCGCUGGGAGCCAAACACGUCGUGCUCUCCGACGCCGACUCGGUCGUGACGCUCGCCGCCGGGCCGGGCGAGCGGGAGGAGCGCAGCCGGCUCGAGUCGCUCGCUGAGAAUGCGAGGCUCAACGGAGAGCGGGCCGCGGCGGUGAGCGUCGCGCCCUGUCGCUGGGGCGACGCCGCGCACCUCGCCGACCUCGCCGGGCGCUGGCCUGAAGGCUUCGACACCGUCGUCGCCUCGGACGUGCUCUACUCGCCGCGAUCGUACGCCGCCCUCGGCGCGACGAUCCGCGCUCUGGCCGGCGCCGACGCGACGGUGGUCCUCGCGUUUCCGGAGAGGCACGGCGGGGAGGCGCGGCGCGGCGCAACAGCGCGCGCGGUGGGGCCUCUGGAGCGGGCCCCGCUAAAGGUCACGUGCCCCGACGCCUCAGGCACGCUUCGUGGAGGGGCUCGCGCCGGCCUUUGCGUUGCGUCCAGCGAGACGCUCGCUAACACGCUCUAG